UUGUUCUAGACCCUGGAGUCCAGUCCUUAGCCCUGGUCCUGACUACCUCUUUGCUGGAUUCAACUUUCCUGGAUUUUUCUCUCUAUCAUUCAUUCACUUCAGGACAUUUAAAUUUGUCAUUUUUCAUUUGGCUGCUGACUGGGCACACCUCAGUCAGAAGAGUAUAGCAAAAACUGACUUAGGCAUCCAUCAUGGCUUUACCUUUCUACCAAAAACACCAUCAACAUUAUGACCGCUCAUAUCGUCACAAAGAGCUGCAAUCUGCUUUAAGUCAGUACCAAAAGGAGGAGAAGCGUAAAUCUGCAGCCUAUGCUCAUGGGUCUGCAGCAUAUCGUCACAGUUCUGCAGCAGACUAUAGUCAUGCCACCAUAGCAGACUACAGUCAUGAAUCUGCAGCCUAUGCUCAUGGAUCUGAAGCCUACAGUUAUGGAUCUCUCGCCUAUGAUCAUGAAUCUGCAGCUCAGAGUAAGAGGUCAGCAGCCUACAGCCUUGGAUCUGAAGCCCUCGGCAGGAGGUCAGCUGCCUACAGCCUUGGAUCUGAAGCCCUCAGCAAAACUUCAGCUGCCUACAGCCGUGGAUCUGAAGCCCUCAGUAAGAGGAUGGCUGCCUACAGCCUUGGAUCUGAAGCCCUUAGUAAGAGAUCAGCUGCCUCCAGCCUUGGAUCUGAAGCCUACAGUCUCGGACUAAAAGAGUCUAAUAUAAUGAUAGAAGAUCAAUCCUAUAAGUUGAGUCCCAAAGCAAAGAGGGCCAAGCAGAGUUUACUCUUAGAAGACAAAGAAAAUAAAGGCAUUGACUACGUAGUACCUGUGUUCACAGGGCGUGAUGUGUAUGCCAGUGGAAUUACAGAUACAGAAGAGGAAAGGAUCAAGGAAAGUGCUGCAUACAUUGCCAGAAGGAACCUUUUUGCUACAGGAGAAGGAGUUAGUGUGAGCAGCAGAGUGGCUGCUUCAUCUGCAGAAGAGCAGCAUGAGAAGAAAUCAAGGAAAGUAGCAAUACGAGAGUCAGCUGAACGUUUGGCCCUAAGGAAAACGAUAGAAGAGACUCAGGAAUUUCACCGAAAGUUGAAUGAAGAUAAACUUUUACAUGCUCCUGAGUUUGUUAUCAAGCCUCGGUCCCAUACUGUCUGGGAAAAACAGAACGUUAAAUUACAUUGCACUGUGACUGGCUGGCCAGAACCCCGUGUUACAUGGUACAAAAACAAUGUGCCCAUCAACGUACAUACUAACCCGGGCAAGUAUGUCAUUGAAAGUCGAUAUGGGCUACACUCACUGGAGAUUAGCACAUGUGAAUUUGAAGACACUGCUCAGUAUCGUGCUUCUGCUAUGAAUGUUAAAGGAGAACUUUCAGCAUAUGCAUCCAUCGUGGUAAAGAGAUAUAAGGGAGAAAUUGAUGACACCUUUUUUCAUGCUGGAAUUGUCACCAUGCCUCUCAGCUUUGGCAUUACCCCACAUGGCUAUGCUUCAAGGUUUGAAAUCCAUUUUGUUGACAAAUUUGAGGUAACCUUUGGGAGAGAAGGAGAGACGAUGAGUCUGGGUUGCACGGUUAUCAUUCAUCCUGAGAUUAAACGCUUCCAGCCAGAGAUCCAGUGGUACAGGAAUGGAGUUCUUAUUACACCCUCCAAAUGGGUCAAUAUGCAUUGGAGUGGGGAACGAGCUACGAUAACCCUUACACACGCAAACAAGGAAGAUGAAGGUCUUUAUACUCUACGUGUCGUGAUGGGAGACUACUAUGAACAGUACAGCAGUUAUGUCUUUGUUCGAGAUACAGAUGCUGAAAUUGCAGGAGCUCCUGGUUCACCCCUGGAUGUUCAAUGCUUAGAUGCUAACAAAGAUUAUGUCAUCAUCUCCUGGAAACAACCAGCUGUUGAUGGAGGAAGCCACAUCCUUGGAUAUUUCAUUGAUAAAUGUGAGGUUGGUACCACCAACUGGACCCAAUGCAAUGACACUCCAGUGAAGUUUGCUCGUUUCCCCGUCACGGGUUUGAUAGAAGGUCGCUCAUACAUAUUCCGAGUCCGAGCUGUGAAUAAUGCUGGAAUAAGCAUACCAUCCCGAGUUUCUGAUCCGGUGGCAGCUCUGGAUCCUGCUGACAGAGCCAGACUUAGAAGUCAUCCUUCUGCCCCCUGGACUGGACAGAUUAUUGUUACUGAGGAAGAACCAACAGAGGGUGUUGUUCCUGGGCCACCUUCAAACCUCCAAGUUAUUGAAGCUACUAAAAACUAUGUGGUGCUCAGCUGGAAACCUCCUGGAGAGCGAGGCCAUGAGGGUGUCAUGUAUUUUGUGGAAAAGUGUAUUGCAGGCACCGAGAACUGGCAGAGAGUGAACACUGAGAUCCCUGUAAAAUCUCCUCGUUUUGCUGUUUUUGAUUUGGCUGAGGGGAAAUCUUAUCAUUUCCGUGUUCGCUGUUGUAAUUCAGCUGGCAUUGGUGAGCCCUGUGAAGCAACAGAAUCAACUGUGGUGGGUGAUAAACUUGAUAUUCCAAAAGCUCCUGGCCGUAUUAUACCAACCAGGAAUACAGACACCUCAGUCGUUGUCACUUGGACAGAACCCCAAGAUGCAAAGGAGUUGGUUGGGUAUUACAUAGAAGCAAGCAUAGUUGGAUCUGGUCAUUGGGAACCAUGCAACAACAAUCCAGUGAAAGGCACAAGAUUUAUUUGCCAUGGACUCCUGACUGAUGAAAACUAUGUUUUCAGAGUCAGAGCUGUUAAUGCAGCUGGACUCAGUGAAUUUUCACGGGAAUCAGAGGCUAUUCAAGUGAAAGCAGCCAUUGGGGGAGGAUUGCUUCAUGCUGCCCCAUCACCACCUUAUGACAUCAGUGUAUUGGAGAGUGUUCGUGAUUCCAUGGUGCUAGGAUGGAAGCAGCCUAAAGUCAUUGGCGGGGCUGAAAUUACAGGCUACUAUGUGGACUAUCGUGAAGUGAUUGAUGGAAUUCCUGGGAAAUGGAAAGAGGCUAACGUUAAACCUAUCAGUGAGAGGGCAUAUAGGAUUACCAGUUUGAAGGAAAACAUGAUAUACCAGUUCCAAGUGGCUGCUACUAAUGUGGCUGGAGUCGGGAUUCCUUCCCCACCUAGCCGUUCCUUCAAAUGUGAAGAAUGGAGCAUUGCUGUUCCAGGACCACCCCAUGAUCUCUUCUGCACUGAAGUUAGGAAAGAUUCUUUGGUUUUACUUUGGAAAGAGCCAGUUUAUACUGGUCGUAGCCCUGUAUCUGGUUACUAUGUUGAUGUGAAAGAAACUGAAGCAACAGAUGAACAUUGGAAAAGCGCCAAUGAGAAAACAAUUACAAAAAGAUUCUUGAAGAUCACCGGCUUAAAGGAAGGUGUCAGCUAUGUAUUCCGUGUGCGGGCAACAAACCAGGCAGGCGUUGGGAAACCAUCUGAUCUCACUGACCCAGUCAUAGCUCAAACGCAGCCAGGAACUAAAGAAGUGGUGGCGGAAGUAGAUGAUAAUGGAGUCAUUUCCCUCAACUUUGAAUGUGAUCAGAUGUCUCCAGACUCUAAGUUCAUCUGGUCCAAGAAUUAUGAACCAAUUGAAGAUGACUCUCGAUUAGACGUUGACACUAAGGGUGGAAAGUCGAAAGCUGUCUUUAAAGAUCUUGGAGAAAAUGAUUUGGGCAUUUAUUCUUGUAUUGUCACGGACACUGAUGGAGUUUCAUCAAGCUACACAAUGGAUGAGGAAGAAAUGAAGAGGCUACUUGCACUCAGCCAUGAACACAAAUUCCCAACUAUCCCACUUACGUCUGAGUUGGCAGUUGAAAUUAUGGAGAAAGGACAAGUGAGAUUCUGGUUGCAGGCUGAAAAGUUGUCUGGCAAUGCAAAGGUCAACUUUGUAUUUAACGACAAAGAAAUUUUUAAUGGAGAGAAAUAUAAAAUGAAUGUAGAUCAGAAGACUGGUCUGGUUGAAAUGAUCAUGGAAAAACUUGAUGCCAAGGAUGAAGGGACCUAUACCUUCCAACUUCAAGAUGGAAAAGCAACCAACCAAUCCAGCCUUGUGCUAAUUGGUGAUGUUUUUAAGAAACUACAGGAUGAAGCAGACUUCCAGAGGCGGGAAUGGUACAGGAAACAAGGUCCCCAUUUUGUUGAGUAUCUGGGAUGGGAAGUUACCAGUGACUGCAAUGUGUUAUUGAAAUGUAAGGUGGCUAACAUUAAGAAGGAAACACACAUCGUUUGGUACAAAGAUGACAGGGAAAUAAUGGUGGAUGAGGAACAUGACUUUAAAGAUGGUGUAUGUACUCUUCUGAUAUCAGAGUUCUCCAAGAAAGAUGCUGGGAUUUAUGAAGUCAUACUGAAGGAUGACAGAGGAAAGGACAGAAGCGAGCUUAAGCUGCUGGAUGCAGCUUUUGCAGAUCUGAUGAAUGAAGUAUGCAGAAUAAUUGCUUUAUCUGCAACAGAACUAAAAAUCCAGAGCACAGAAGAGGGUAUCAGAUUAUACUCCUUUGUUAGUCAUUAUGUAGAAGAUCUGAGGGUGAGCUGGUCACACAAUGAUGCCAAGAUUAAAUAUACAGACAGAGUUAAGACUGGUGUCACUGGGGAGCAGAUCUGGUUACAGAUCAAUGAGCCAACUCCACAUGACAAGGGCAAAUAUACAAUGGAGAUUUUUGAUGGUAAAAAGGCACACACGAAGAUGGUGGAUCUUUCUGGACAAGCAUUUGAUGAAGCCUAUGCUGAAUUCCAGAGGUUAAAGCAAGCUGCCAUUGCAGAGAAAAAUCGUGCCCGGGUACUUGGAGGUUUGCCCGAUGUUGUCACCAUCCAGGAGGGCAAGGCGCUUAAUCUUACUUGUAAUGUCUGGGGAGAUCCCGCCCCAGAGAUCACAUGGCUGAAGAACGAGAGAACAUUCACAGCAGAUGACCAUUGCAUCCUGAAAUAUGAAUCUGGAAAAUGUGCCAGUUUCACCAUUACUGCUGUCAGCACAGUCGACUCUGGAAAAUAUGCCCUUCUGGUGAAAAAUAAAUAUGGCACAGAGACAAGUGAUUUUACUGUGAUUGUCACUCCUGUGUCAGGACAGACCAGCAUGCCUGUGCAUGUCUCUGAUGCACAGGGACAGAAUAAAAAUAAAGUGUCUUUAACUAAAAAGAAAAAAACAAAUACUCCAAGCAAUCAUCAGAAAGAAAAGACGAGAGAAGAUUUUGUUAAGCCACAUGUAGAAGAGAUUAUUGCCACAGAAGAGACACCUGAUCCAAAUGAAAUCCCAAUUGUAGAAGAGGAGGAUGAUGCAGAAGGCAACAAGCAAGCAGUAAGGGUGAAUGAUAUGCAAUCUGCAGCAGCAAAAAUAGUUCUUUAUCCCACAGAAAGCCUCGAGAGACAGGAAGAAAAAUCAGUAGAAACAAAUGGCUGAGUGAAACUGUACUGUCAUGUAUGUAUAAUGAUCAAUAUUGAGCUUGCAAUGAACUCUAAGAGAAUUGCAGUAUAUCCAUAUUUUAAAAGACACCCAUUGAUUUUUCUUAUUACCUUUAUCAUAGCUUCACAACGUAGACUAGUUUUUGUUUAUACUGUGUGUUCACAUUUUAAUGUCAUGUAUGAAUUGCAUUGUGGUUGCUUCUAAGUAUAUUUUACAGAGUAAUGGAGCAAUUAUCCAUGUAUUGAUAAAGUGAUUCAAUACAGUGUAAAAAAUCACUGAAAUGAGUAGAAGGCAUAACAAUAUAGUCUGUCAAUAAACAACAAGUUUAUGACCCUAUAAAAAAAAAUAUUGACCUGGUAUAGAGUGCUGCAAAUGUAUGGUAAUCAUGAAGCUUAAAAGCAGAGAGUCUUUACUAAUUGACAUCUAGAGGCCUCACAUACAGCCACCCAAAUGUAAUGUUGGCUGUACCUUUUACCAUUACCACCAAGAGCACAGACAGAAGUGUAACUCCUGGGUCUAACGCAAGGUGACUUCUAUGAAUCACCAAUUUGGAGCUGAUCCAGGGAGAGAAGCUGUGCCUUCCCUAGUCUCUGCUCACCUACUAACCUCCCUCCCCCCCACCCCAGAGUGGUAGGGUGGGUAGAUUGGAGCUCCAAUCCCCACCCCACUCUAGCAGGGCUGAGAACCCCAGAAGGGACCUCCCUCCCCUGCCUUCUCCCCCUUCCAUCCAGGGACAGCAGCCGCAGUUCACUGUGCUGCUGCUGAAGCAGACAGAAAUUAGUUAAGUCAUUCCACUUAGGAGUGACUUCAUUUAAACCCUCAUACAAUGGGGAUUACUAUGUCUCACAAUCAGAGGGCUCUGUAGCCGUGCUCUUCUGUUUCAGCGCGGCUUUAAAGUGAUCUUAACAGGCCAAUCACACAACAAAAGUCAUUUCUGUCUGUGCCCCAAAUGACUCUAUCCUUAAGGGGCUGUUGUAGUCAUAGAUAAGGCCUCAGGACCUUCUCCCCAGAAACAUGGUAGCAGCACCCUGAGAGUAGAAGUACCUGGGUUUCACUCACUCAUACCCACCUGCAGCUUAGAACUGAUUGAGCUUUAUCAUUUUUCAUCACCACCAUUAAAUUUUUCAUUCACUGUCAUCUUCCCCUACUCCUACCCACCAAGUCUUGGCCAGGGCGUUGUGGACUCUAUAAAAAAAAAACCUAACAUUUCAAGUGUGCCAUGUUUAGGGACAAUUAAAGUACAUUUUUAGUCUGGUACUGCUAAUAAUUUUCUGAUAAAUAAGAUAGAAGUUUCAGACAAACUAGAACUUAAACAAUUUAGAACUGAAUGGAAGACAGCAAAUUGCCUGAAGAUUCAAAAUAGCACAGAGCAAAAUGUUUAUCGUUAAGCAAGAAAUUCAGAAGAAUCCACGCCCCACCCCCCAAAAAGUCCAUACACAUCUAAGCCUAAUCUCCUCCUAACACUGCUCCUAUCAGACCAAGCUACUGUUUGACACAAGGCUAGAUUUACUACUGCAUUAUUCCUGUAUUACACAAAAGUCACUCCAUUGAAAUCAAUGGGAAAUGGAAACAGCAAUGGUGAAUCAGCCUAACAAAUACAACCUGUAAUUUUACAACAGGUUUCACAGAGAAACACAGGAGUGAUUUGUCUCUAUAAGAAUUGGUUUUAGUGGUAACCCAAAUAAUAUAUAUACUGGUAGACAUGUAUUAGUGCUUGAGUGUAGCAGGAAAUGAUUAAUACUCUACAGGAGAAAUGAUGACUACAUCACUUAGUGAGAAAGCAGCAGUUUGAGAAACGCUGUCCUUUCAAAAUAUCACUAAUAUACGGAAGUUGGCAUCUGCUGCCUGCUUUGUAUGCUUCUUAACCAUUUCUUUGUCAUAGCAGUUGCUUGAAUCCUGCAAACCCCUUGUAAAAAUCAAUCAUCUUCUAUAGCUCCUCUACAAGGAAAUUAGUUUUAUAGAACAUGGACACCUGUAUUGUUAUAUAAAUGAUAUAAUGCAGGGUUUUGCCAUUGAGUGGUGGAUUGAGCUCCUACUCAAUUGGCAUUAAUAGACAUCUUUUAAUGGACUUUAAUGGGACUUUAAACCAGGGUCUGAAAGAACCAAUCUGAAAGAACAUUCUAAAAUGCUCACAAAACUUCACAUUUAGGAACCAGUUCUGCUCCCACUAGGGUCUGUAACAGAACUCUGCUGGAAAAGAACUGGGGCUGCAGGUAUUGUAAAAAAAAAAAAAUUAAUAGAUUUUUGCUUCUGUUAUCAUCAAAACUUGUGGAAAGAAUUUUAUAUCAGUGAACUUACAUUAGAGUAUUGCUUAGUUUGUUUUUUCAGUUUAUUGUCUUAAAGAACUGGAAACCAACAUAUUUGUUCUGUUAGGAACUGCUCACUAGCCGCUCAAGUGUUAUUACAUAAAGUAAACAAAAUACAAACAGUUAGUGCAUGGUAACUAAGUAAAGCCUUUAAAAUUCUAAUUUUAAUUAUAUAAGUUAGUGUCAUUCACAAGUGCAUGAAAAAAUACUUUUAACAAUACUGUAAUAAAAGAACUGCUGAGUGUUGUCAUUUAACAAUAAAAUUGAAUAAAAAGUUUUCUUGGACCCUAA
This is a messenger RNA of Alligator mississippiensis (American alligator), 7927 nucleotides long. It is a transcript of the gene MYOM1, whose product is annotated as myomesin 1. The record is from RefSeq and is a predicted model, not a curated record. The transcript has 40 exons. Bases 192 to 5327 code for a protein of 1711 amino acids. Lineage: Eukaryota; Metazoa; Chordata; Crocodylia; Alligatoridae. Gene Ontology annotation, molecular function: protein binding.